Messenger RNA from Tripterygium wilfordii, 1589 nucleotides. RefSeq names its product E3 ubiquitin ligase BIG BROTHER-related-like. Gene Ontology annotation, molecular function: ubiquitin protein ligase activity. Lineage: Eukaryota; Viridiplantae; Streptophyta; Magnoliopsida; Celastrales; Celastraceae. Gene Ontology annotation, cellular component: cytoplasm. The record is from RefSeq and is a predicted model, not a curated record. Gene Ontology annotation, biological process: protein ubiquitination. Bases 93 to 1364 code for a protein of 423 amino acids. The transcript has a single exon.
UCCGCUAAAGUUGAGCUCACGCCGACCUGGAAAGCGAAGGGAAAAAGAAAACACGCUUUUACACGUUCAAGUUCUUCCUCGCGAAGGAAAAUAUGGCAAAUGUAUCUCACCAUCACCACCAUACACUUUGGGACACAGACGACCAGAACUUCUGGUGCCCUCCUGUAUCCGACGACCUUAACUCCCAAUCCACCACCCUUAAUAUCGACGCAGAAGACGUCGUCUCUGACCUAGAUUUACUGGACCGUGAGAAUCAGGUUUCGUUUCUAAUGGAUCUCUUCCACCAGCGCGUCGAGCAGUCUCAGGUCAUGGGUUAUCCUGAUUUGCAUCAAGAUUCUUUUCCAGAUUCUGGUUUUGACGUUGUUGGAGGGAACUGCGAGGUUGUUAUUGAUAAUUUGGUGCUCGAUUUCGGGUUAGGGUCAGGAAUCGAUCUGGAUGUUCACGAUGAUUGCGUGGAUUUUGAAGAUUUCAUCGGGCAUGAUCAAUAUGAGCGUGAUAGUGAUAUACUUGAUGAUGGUUAUUUUGGGGAUAGGGGAGUUUCGGAGUUGGAAUUCGGUGAGGCUGUGUCGACUGUGAGCGUGGAAAUUGGAAACUUUGGAGCUGAUAACGAUGGAGUUGCGGGGUUCUUGUCAGAUUCGGACUCGAACCCUAACGACGUAGCACUUGGGAUCGAUCUGCAUUCGGUGGAGGCGAACCACGAUGAUGAUAUUGCAAGCGUCCCUCUCUGUUUGGGAUCUCUCAUGCUGGAUGAUCGCGUAGAGCCUGAAGAGGAGUAUGAUUUUGGUUGGGAAGAAGUUGAUGGCCGUGUUGACGAGAGGGAGCUUCUGGGCAUGGUGUUAGACCCGGCUGAAGAUGAGGAUGAUGUGUCCGUGACGAUUUCAGAUCCAGAACAGCCCGAGGAUUUGGUGAGCGUGGAGAGGACAGGAGUCGCUGGUAAUCUGGAAUGGCAGGUCUUAUUGAACGCCCAUAAUUUUGAGGUAAAUCCUGAAGAACAUGGACAUAACGUUGAGCCUUUUUUUGGCGAUAAUGUUGAGUAUGACAUGCUGUUUGGCCAUUUUGCGGAGAAUGAGAGUGCCCCAUUGGGUCGGCCUCCUGCUUCAAAAUAUGUUGUGGAGAAUCUGCCUGAAGUUGUCAUAAAUGCAGAGGAUGUGAAGAACAACAAUGCACUUUGUGCUGUUUGCAAAGACGAGAUUAACGUUGGGAAAAAAGCCAAGCAGCUUCCAUGUGAGCACAAGUACCAUGGGGACUGCAUUCUGCCAUGGCUGGGGAUUAGGAACACUUGUCCUGUUUGUCGGCAUGAAUUGCCCACAGAUGAUGUAGAAUAUGAAAGGAGGAAGGCACGGAGAGCUGGCCGUGUUCAAUGAAGUUCAUGGUAAUAUAUUGCUCAUGGAUUAUUUUCGAUUUUUGUUUGUUUGAGCCUUAGGUUAUUAAAAAAUGUAGAUAUUUACGUGAGAAUAACGAGAUCCUUGGUUGGUUAUCAUGCUUUAUGUCUAGAAUAUGAGUAUUGGAACUUCUCUGUAGUCUGUAUCGAGCUUUUUGCUAUAGUAUUUUCAAUGAUUUUGCAUUGGUGAUUUGAUCACUUUUGUUUA